AGAAAUUAUGCAGUUGUCUCCCAACUAAAGGGCGAAUAUUAAGAAGACGUGAACCUGCAGUAAUCGUGAAGGAGAGGAGUCAUCAGAGACCAGAGGAUGGACGCCAUUUGUUGUGACUUUGUGAAAAGAGUUCAGCUUUAUCUGCAUUUUUCGUGCACAUAGUGUUACCACAUCCCCUCUGGCCACGCCGGAGUGGUAUAUCAGUGGACACUCGCUCUGCCCGCCAUCAGUGUCUGACAGCGGCAGCAUGAGGGUACUACUUAUCUUCUCCCUCUUCGUGGUCGGAGGGUGUGACGACUUCAUUCAGCUGUUCGGGGGCGAUAAGUUCUUGGAUCCAGUCGUCAAUCUGCAUGAAGACAUGGAUCAUAUAAGUGAUCUGGGAAGCCUGGAGAUGGACAAUAUAAUCAAAUGCAUUUAUAGAAUUGGCUUGUGGCUCCUGUACGACGAUGUAAAUUUUAAGGGAAGGGUGUAUUACGUGGAACCUGAUAAGAAAUGGGUGGACCUGCCACCUGAGUACCGAGACACGUUCUCUUCCCUUCGCAGAAUUAAGACGAGAGGUGCGGACAAGGUCAGCCUUUUCCGAACUUCCUCGUUUACAGGCGAAGAACUACAAGUGUGGCGUAAUGCGGAGGAAAUUGACCUGCCUCAUAACAAGGCAUGUUCGUUAAUAGUCAUUGGAAAAUCCCCAUGGACUGUGUACACCGGUAAAUUCCUUGAUGGGGACAAGGCAUGUGUUAAUGCAACUGUCAAAUAUGAGGAGAAGUUAAUCGGUUUCUACCCAACUGUGAAGUCGAUGGGCUUAAGCGAACCCGUCAAGUCAAUAGUAAAGGGCUGCUACGCUUAGAGAAAUGGCCGCCAGCAGGCAGCAGAGCGGGGCACCUCAUGCAGCCACACCACCAUAGCAGACCUGCAGGCCUCACCGCUGCGCGCACUGUGUUGCUGUGCUGCUGUGCUGGAUGCAAUGCUGUGUGGGGAAUAAACAUUUCACAUUUGAAAUUACGAAUACAUGAUGAUCAGUAACACUGCUUCCAAUAAAUGAUAAAGCCUA
Molecule: messenger RNA, 1048 nt
Organism: Scylla paramamosain (green mud crab)
Lineage: Eukaryota; Metazoa; Arthropoda; Malacostraca; Decapoda; Portunidae
Exons: 6
Coding region: 248-844 (198 amino acids)
Source: RefSeq, a predicted model, not a curated record